GCUCAAACUGCAAAGGGUGUCGCGAAAGCUGCCAAGAAACUGUUAAAACUCUGACCUAGGGAGGCGCUGGAGACUUUUAUUCCAAGCAUUUCAAUCCGCAGUUCAAUGAUGAUGCUACUGAAGUCACUAGCAUCCCUCUGCCUCCUGGCGGCUGCUGCCUUUGCUGUCCCUGCUCAGGAGAAGCGCAUCCAUCACCAGACUGAUCUGAGUGACCACGCCCACAACGAUGUUCACGGCUUCCAGUACGACCAUGAGGCCUUCCUGGGAAAAGAGGAGGCCAAGACCUUUGAUCAGCUGACCCCAGAGGAGAGCAAAGACAAAUUAGCGAAGAUUGUGGACCGCAUUGACAUGGACAAGGAUGGCCAUGUCAGCCAUGCAGAGCUGCACUAUUGGAUCAAACACCGGCAGAGGAGGUACAUCGCAGAGAAUGUGAACAAACACUGGAAGGACUAUGACCAGAACCAAGACGGAAAGAUAGGCUGGGAAGAGUACAAAAACACCACCUAUGGCUACUAUCUGGACGAGGUGUUUGAUGACAUCGAAGACAAGGCCACCUAUAAGUCCAUGCUCACCCGGGAUGAGAGGCGCUUCAAGACAGCCGACCGAGACGGUGACCGUAUAGCCACACGAGAGGAGUUCACUGCCUUCCUUCACCCGGAGGAGUUUGAUUACAUGAGAGACGUUAUAGUGCAGGAAACCAUGGAAGACAUCGAUAAGAACGGCGAUGGCAAGAUCGACAUAGCGGAGUACAUUGGUGACAUGUUCACAUCAGAAGAUGGGGAUGGCGAGCCGGACUGGGUCCAGACAGAGAAGAAACAUUUCUUGGAGUUCAGAGAUGCCAACAAGGAUGGCUACCUGGAUGCUGAUGAGGUGGCCCACUGGGUUCUGCCAGGAGAGGUUGACCAUGCCGACAAUGAAGCCAAACAUCUGAUCCAUGAGACUGACACCGACAAGGACCAGAAAAUAACCAAGGAGGAGAUUCUCGCCAACUGGAACAUGUUUGUGGGCAGCCAGGCGACCAAUUACGGGGAGGACUUAACAAAGAGACACGAUGAACUUUGAUGAGCUGUCUGAAGCUCAUUGGGAGAAUAUGGUUACCAUGGUUUUGGGGUGGGGAAUUCUGACUUUGGGGUAAAGGGUGUGAUUAUGUAUCUUUGGCUGCACAUACAUACACAAAUCCAUUCAAAUUCAGCAUUCACUCAUGUACUGUGUAUGUGAAUACAGACACUACGUUUCUAUCUUUGCUUAAUUUACCAAGUGAAUGAUUGUAAGGUUUAUAACUGAGAUGACAGACUGGCAUCCAGCUGACAGUUCUUUUUCUAUGAGCCUGAUGGGUUCAAACGUGGUUCCCAACACAUGGGGACACAUGUUGUGUUACAAAGACAAGCAAACUUUAGGGAUACUGAAUUUUUAUCUGAGAUGGACACAUUUACAAGAAGGCAUGUGAACAAUUGCUCUCAAAGUGUAUGGAAUGUGGUGACUUCAGGAGGUUUGACUAUUAAAGUCUUUUUUUUUUACAAAUGCAGUUAUUUAUUUUGCAUUAACUACUCUGGAAUCUACAGUUACAUAAGUGUAUAUUAUAUUGUGAAUUUGAGGACAGUGUAGCUCUCUACAUGAGGGGAUUUUCUGGUUACUGGCAGUCUGACUACUUGCCUACAAUAAGACAUUUAGUUUGAAGAGUUAAACUUGCUAAAGCAGAUGUAUGGCUAUUUAUCAACUUUCAGCAGAAUCACAGUAGUCCAAAAGAAUAAUUCCUAGCAGUUAUGUAAUUUUAUAUAUAAUAAAAUCAGUUUUUGUUAUUGUAAUGUGUAUUGCAUCACAUCAAUAGUGACAGAUAUUAAUCCUCUAUCUGCUCAGUAUUUGUCAUCAAAUGUACUAGCUUUAGGCUACUUGAGUACUUACUUCAAAAUAAAGCUCACAACCAUAACAGUGUUCUCACCAUUUAAUGAAACACAAAACUAAUUUAGGGUCAACCAAUCUGAAUGUUUAAAAACAGUGAGUAAUGUGACAUAGAAAAGAGGGUACAUGUGAUAGAUGAACUUCAGACUGAUAAGCUAAACUAUUUUCAGAUUCAAAAAGAAAGAAAGUUAGUUCAUCAUUUACAGCUCUGCAUAAUAUAUUUUCUUUACAGUGUGUAAUUAAGAUGUUUCCACUGUAUAAAGAAAUACAUAUAGUAGGCUAAUGGUUGAAUUCUCAAGUCAUAACCUAGCGUCAUCUGUGCACACCUUUUAAACCAGUUAAAAAUACAGAACUUUAGACAACUAUAAAUAUAAGUGACUGUUAUAUGUUGCAUGUCAGGUUGAGAAUAGACCCACAAAAUUCAGACAGCUGUUCUUUACAGUCUUCUGCUCACGUUAGUGCAGCUUCAUAAGUGUGAAGAGAAAUAGUUCAGGUAACUUAGAAAAGUGAAAGUCUCUCGACAGUCAGUGUUUGGUUUGUCUGUUCUGGGCUCCCGUAGAAAAAUUACGGAAUUCAUGAAGAGAACCGUCUCCAUGUGUAAGUAUAUAGGGCUCACUCUAAGCUAACAAAAAUACAUUCUUAGUUUCAGGUCAUUACACGGUAAUGAAAACAGUUAUGAAUAUUAUAUUCCAUUUCAAAAUGAUCAUUUCUGCUAUGCGGUUCAGCCAUAUGUCUGGGCUUUUAUCUCUCUCCAAUGACUAAAUGUAGAAUAAAAGCCAUAUGUAUUUAUUUCCAUAUA
Molecule: messenger RNA, 2698 nt
Organism: Cyclopterus lumpus (lumpfish)
Lineage: Eukaryota; Metazoa; Chordata; Actinopteri; Perciformes; Cyclopteridae
Gene: rcn3
Product: reticulocalbin 3, EF-hand calcium binding domain
Exons: 9
Coding region: 106-1062 (318 amino acids)
Cellular component (GO): endoplasmic reticulum
Molecular function (GO): calcium ion binding
Source: RefSeq, a predicted model, not a curated record